Messenger RNA from Acanthocheilonema viteae, 2895 nucleotides. NCBI's taxonomy places the organism in Eukaryota, Metazoa, Nematoda, Chromadorea, Rhabditida, Onchocercidae. The record is from the annotation of a GenBank genome assembly.
AUGAGCAGUGGCCUUCGAAAUUGUUCGAAAAUUCUGAAAAGAAAUGAUAAUUCAACUGCUGCGAUAGCUACCACCUCAACUGCCGCUGCUAUUAAUGCAACUUCAAAGGCAGAUCCGCGUGGUGUGCCGGUAAUCAGUGAACCGAAAAAGCGUGGACGUAAACCUGCACUAGGUCGGUCAAUACUGAUUCCGGCAGCAGUUAAAGAAGGUGCGGUGAAUGGUGAUAAUCAUGAUGGCAGUGCCGUAAAAGUAGAUAGGAUGGCAGAACGCGGUAAAACAGUGGCUACUUCCGUAAUCGGCAAGUGUAAUGAUCAGCAGCAAACAUCUACUAUUAAUGCUACAACUGCUACUACUACAAUUGUUAGUAGCACUGCUAAUAAUACGGACGAAAGUGAAUUGUUAUUACCGAAAGUGUACGAUCAUAUCACUCAGUCUACUCCAUCCAUUGCGGCAACCAUGAAUAAAUCCGAUGGAAGCAUACCUUUGGCAUCUACUGAUAGCGGUAUUGAUUCGUGCGUUGAUGUGGAUCACGAGAUGAAAGAUGUGGUAACAUUGCGCGAUGAUGAAGAAGCUUCACCAAGUGAGAACUGUAGCGAUGAUAUUGCUCCGGUACCACGGUCCAGAAGUUCUAUUCAUUAUGAUCGUAUCGUUUGCGGCGAUUGUCAUGCUGAAUUUUCGUUAUCGACAUUCGUGGAAUUUGUUGAACAUAAGAUUUCACGUUGUGAUAGUAAACGGACGCCGUUAGACGAGUUCCUUGCUAAUAUAUCACCAGCGCAUCCAUCCAGUGAAACUCUUCGACCCGGUCGUCGACGACUUCUGGUCAAUUGUCGCCAUCCAUCUGCAGAUUUCACUGAUACGUGUUCUCGUUACAUCCCGUCUUCAUGUGGAAAUGAUCAGAAUGCUUCAUUCAUGUUAUCAGCUAGUGAAGAUCAACAAAAACGUAACGAUAGGGUUGAUGCCACUACAGAUACGGAUACCUUAGAUACAAAACAAAGUACUGUGUCUUUAAGUGGAGGAGGAUCGUUAACUUGUCACUCUUGCAAACAUGUCUGCAAUGAUGUUUGGAGUUUGCUGAAACAUGUCUUCAUCGCUCAUGGCCUUCGUAUCUGUGAGGAGGAGAUGCCAUGUAUGUCUCGAACGGGAUUACCAAAAUCGACGAUAAUUACCUCAUCAUUGUCUUCAUCAUCAUCAUCGUCGUUAUUAGCACCAAAAACAUCAGUGCAUCCACCAUCUCUUACGUUCGCAGGUCCAUUCACCGCUUCCACUACAAAAAACAAACUAAACGGUAAAGGUGGCUUCAGUUUGAAUGCAUUUUGCUCCGAACGGUUAAAAGAGAUCGCUGAGAAAGCAGGCGAACCAUUGACUGAUUUACGUGAUGUAGUAAGUCAAAGUACGAUAUUGUCUAGAACUAACGAACAGAUAAAAGCUACCAGUAUUAGAAGAACACAGCAGUUAGAGAAUACCGAUGAAGAGCAUUCAAGUAAUGGUAUCCCAUCAGCGACUGUUUCAACCACACCAUUUCUUCCUGGUUCAGCUCUCAAUAACGUUUCCAGUUCACUUACCGCUGCUACAUUAGCUGCGGUUGCUUUACAACAGCAACAACAACAACAGCAGCAGCAGCAGCAACAACAACAACAACAGCAACAGCAGCAUCCUUCUUUGCAGAAUUUAUGGAUGCAACCGAACAUACCCAAUAUGCUGGCCUUGAUGCAGGAAUAUUAUGCACAAUUCUCGUUGAAUAAUGCAGCAUCUUAUUUGCUUGGUGCUGGAAGUCCAUCAGUUACCCCUACGAAUAACAGUGGGAGUGCUUUUAAUGCAAUCACCAAAAUCACAAGCAGUCCUGAAGAACCGUCACCUGUAGCACCAAAUUCUACAACACAGUCACUUGGAUUAGCCGGUUUUGGUAGAUCCGAUACCACAACACAAGAUCAAUUGUCCAGUCCGGGUGUGAAGCAAGGACCUUGGAAUGGUUUAGGAGCAUUUGGGAGCAAAAGACAGCGCUCGUCCAAUAACGGUUCUGAAACCCUGUCACCAUCAACACCAUCUGGAGCUCCGUUGCACAGUAAACUAUCGAGGCUUGAUGAUGAGAGCAAUGAGGAUACAAAAUCGACCUUGCUAAAUGUUGUAGAUGGUGAUGAUCUAGCAUUUGCUGAGCCAGCUGCACGUCGUGAUACAAAUGCUAAAAAGGAUCGGUGCACAUUUUGUUGCAAAGUCUUUACGAAUCGUUCUAAUCUGAUUGUCCAUUUACGAAGCCAUACUGGAGAAAAGCCCUACAAAUGUCGGCUUUGUUCGUAUGCUUGCGCACAAAGUAGUAAAUUGACUCGGCAUAUGCGAACUCAUGGCCAACAGGGAAAGGAAACUUACCACUGCAACAUUUGUCAAAUGCCAUUUUCGGUGCACUCGACACUUGAAAAACAUAUGCGAAAAUGUGUAGUCGCAAACAAUCAAAAUCGUGAAAAUAAUCAGCAGGUUUCUCCGGUUGAAGCAGCAAAUACAAUAGAUAGUCCAAAUAAGGUGGCCGCUGUGGCAACAUCAACACUUGCUGAUGCAACAUCACUGCUUGCAUUUUCCAAUGUAUCCUUAAAUGGUUCACAAUUACCGACAAAUAUCACUCAAAGCAACAAAAUCGUUCUCAACUGGUUACAGGCAAUGAACGUGAAUCGAAAUUCAGCUCCAGCUCCAACACCAACAAGUGGUACUGGUAUUGGUUCUAGUGAUGGACAUAGUAUUAAUAGUAGUGGUAUGGUGCUUCCUACUGGAAAAGAAGAUAGCAGAGGUACAGGUGGUGCUACUGGAGGGGGUGAAGAUGAGGAAAUGAUAGUUGAAGAAUGUGAAUCAAUUUCUGAUAUGCAAAAAACUCUUCUCAAACAGGAGACUGCCGCGUUGUCGUCAUGA